UUACUAUAUAAUGAAGUUAGAAGCAAUAUCAGAAGUACUUGGAGAGAAGAAAAUCUUGGAAAAUGCGUCUCUUUGGAUUGGUUUUACUAAUUUCUUUGCAACUCAACGCGAGCUUCGGCUAUUCCCUGCAGAGAGCCAACAAAGCAGGAUGUGCAUUCAACUUGGACAUCAGCUCACCCACUUUUCCUCCUCAUCUGGUUGAUGGCAAUAAGAAAAUUGUAUUGCCAGUCAUAGAAGGCACAGCCAGAAUCAUAAACCUAAGCGAAGGCCAGCAAGUUACAGUUAGCUGCCUAGGAACUGGAAAUUCACUGCUUGCGACUGGCUUGCAGCUCAAUCCGGCCACAUGCAUGGCCAGUUCCAAUUUGCAGCUGUCAGAUGGAACCGAAUUCUCUUACGGCCAGUUAGGCUGCCUUAAGCAAAACAAAGAAAUUCUGGUAGAACAGGGAACGUGCGCCAACGGACCGGGCACGUUUAUCCGCAACGGAUGGCAAUUUGGAGCUGAUUUUAUUCCACUUUUUGACAUGUGCCAUGACGAAGCAUUGGCCUUGAAUUACUACUCUAUCGACACAGUUUUCGGCCGUUCAGCUAACGCAGACGACAAGGGCAACGAUAGACCAUCCUUUAGCCAAGACGUUUACUACCCCGGUCUAAGCGUUAACACCCUUUACACUCAAGCAGAACAAACCAAAACAAUUGCCAUGAUUGUUGGUUCCCAAGAAUUAGCUGCCCAAUAUAUCAGGCCGAACACAGAAUAUUACUUGUCACGCGGACACAUGGCUCCGGAUGGAGAUUUUAUUGAUGCUGCUAGUCAAGAUGCAAGCUACUAUUUCAUGAAUACGGCUCCGCAAUUUCAAACAUUUAACAACGGAAACUGGAAAUAUUUAGAGAUUGGCGUCCGUAAUGAAGCACUUGCGCGUCAACUUGAUUUGACGAUUUACACAGGAACGUUUUCUGUCAUGACACUGGCUGAUAUCAACGGUGUUCAGCAACCUAUUUACCUCGCAUUCGAUGCCAAUAACAACGGUUUACUGCCAGCUCCAAAAUACUUCUGGAAAUUAAUCCAUGAACCCAUUUCGAAUACUGCCACUGCUGUUAUUGGAAUUAACAGUCCUUAUUUAGACCCUGUGAUGCCAGAAGAUAUCAUAUGUCCCGAUGUGUGCGCACAGAUUCCUUGGGUGAAUGACGCAAUUUUCGGAUUGACAAAUAUUGCUAAAGGUUACACAUUCUGCUGUACGGCCGCUGAGCUUCACAAGGCUGUCAGUUUUGCUCCCAACUUGGACGUUCCUCUUUUUAUUUAAUCCCAAGAUUUAUGGUAAUGAGCAAACACACAAACACCUAUCAGCUUAGUAGCCGGGGGAAAUAUUAGAUUUGGUGUUUGAUACCUAUAAAUACUUUUUUGUGUUGUUUGCAUUUAAUUAGUCUCUGAAUACCCGAAAGUCCAGAUGGUUUCAUUACAAUUGUCUCGGUUUGCUUUGAAAAUUAAAGUGCCUAGACAAAUUAGUUCAUGCUCGA
This is a messenger RNA of Daphnia carinata, 1512 nucleotides long. RefSeq lists its product as uncharacterized. Bases 63 to 1298 code for a protein of 411 amino acids. Gene Ontology annotation, biological process: apoptotic DNA fragmentation. The transcript has 3 exons. Gene Ontology annotation, cellular component: mitochondrial inner membrane; nucleus. Gene Ontology annotation, molecular function: single-stranded DNA endonuclease activity; RNA endonuclease activity; metal ion binding. The record is from RefSeq and is a predicted model, not a curated record. NCBI's taxonomy places the organism in Eukaryota, Metazoa, Arthropoda, Branchiopoda, Diplostraca, Daphniidae.